Molecule: messenger RNA, 513 nt
Organism: Oppiella nova
Lineage: Eukaryota; Metazoa; Arthropoda; Arachnida; Sarcoptiformes; Oppiidae
Source: the annotation of a GenBank genome assembly
UAUUUGCCAAACAAUGACUCGAAAUAUGAAUGAAAUGAAUGAAUGAGUGAUUGUUUGCCACAAACCGUAUGAUUGAGUGGACUGUCACUCAUAGCCAUGAGUUGACACUCGAGUCCAUCACACGUUGGGAUGAGUUGUAAGACAAUGAAAGGCAAGACACGGACCACUCAUUCGCUGUACAGACAGUCACUUAUCACACGACACCUCAAGCGGCUGUCCAUCGCGUGCGACCAGUCGUCCAGCGGUUCCAGUGGUGACACACGUGUGGAUCAACACCAACAACGACUCCCCAAGACGUCUGACCAUUUGGAGCGAAAGAAGCUGAAGAGUGGGUCGGACUCGACCUCAUCGGCCACUCGUGAGCCGAGUGGACGCCGAUAUCGUUGCCGUUUUUGUGGGUCACGUGGUCUGAGGGGCACUGACUUGGAGGCGCACCACCGGUCACACGAGGACGACAUGUAUGUGGAUGUAGUGGUGGACGAGGAGACAGGCCUUCCGGUCCCACACGAGUGA